UUAUAGCGUUACACAGAGUGGAAUGUUUUAGGCAAACAAAAAAAAGGUGCAAUUGGGAGUUCAGUUCUGUGAUUUUCACUUUUGGCACACCUGUAAUUUGCAGUUACGUACCAGAACGACCCCAUGGGCAUGCAUGGGUUUAAUUGCAGUCUCUCCACUGCUCGCUCGCUCGCUCUCCCCUCUCUCACCCUCUACGACCAUUAAUGCUAAUGGCAUGUGAAUGAAUGCAAAAAGAGGGGGAUGCGAGGCAGAGAAAGAGCGCCAGUGUGACUGACGACUCUGACUGUCCCACUCACUCACUUACUCACUCAUUACACGUCUGCCUGCUCGCUUACUCCCUCACGUCACAUGAAAUUACAGUGGCCGCCGUCAGCCGACAGCGUCGGCGGGCGACAUCGUCAGUGUUGUUCUCAUUGAUUUUGCUUUGUUCGCGUAAAUUGUUCUCUUUAUGCUAAUGUUGUUGCUGUUGCUCUGCCAAAUUGCCAACAGAGAGAAAGAAUGAGAAUAAAAUUAAUGUGGAAGAGGCGGAGAAGAAAGAGGAUUGGGGAGGAAGACUGGAGUGCAGUGGUGCUAGAGUGAAGUCAUUCACUUGAAGAGCGGUGCUAAGCGAGAGAGCAGCAGGAGGAUUGCAAGGCGUACUUGUGCAGGGUAAGGGCCGACCCUUUCCUUCUCUCUCGAGUUGUAUAUUUUGUUUGUCUCAUUCUUACUCCACCCCUAGCACUGCACCGUUCAGGGAAGCCCAAAGCCUCACCUUGCAUUAAUAUAUACAUAUGUAUACAUAUUUCGAAGAAGACUGGAGCCAGGGAGAGCAGGGAGAGAAAUGGGAUCGGAACAUAUCUGAAGUAAGAAAUUCGCGGAUCACCAUAAGCAAUCAAGGAGAAAAUUGAGCUGAGCGUUUGAAAACAGACAAUUAGGAACCCAGCAAGUGCAGCGAAUAUCAUCUUCGUGAUCUUACAUAUAUCCUGGGUCGACCAUGUGGUCGAAUACGGGUGCAGCCCGUGUGCAGCGAGAGAUCAACACGGCUAUGCACUUGAGGAGCACAGGCGGAGAGACGACGGAGCGUGGAUUUAAGCUCUGGCUGGUCGAUCAGUCCUGGUCGAACCUAUGUGUCGAGAUUCACGGGCCACCGGACUCUCCGUACGAGGGUGGAGUGUUCGUUGUUAAGAUCUUGGUGCCCGAUACCUAUCCGGUCGUUCCGCCGCAGGUCGAAUUUCGGACGCGCAUCUGGCAUCCGAACAUUUCGCCGGAAUCGGGCGCCAUCAGCCUGGACAUACUCUGGAAGGGUUGGUCGCCCGACAUGUCGAUACGCACCAUCUUGAUGACCGUCAGGAACAUCAUAGCCAUCCCGGAUAUGGGGACGCCCUUCGACGACGACGUGGCCCGCCAAUACAUGCAUAAGCACGAGCUGUUUGUGCGCACGGCAAAGCACUGGACCAACCGCUAUGCCAACGGACCCAACAUUAUUCCCGAGUUCGAUGAGAAGAUCCAAGCCCUCAAGGACCUGGGCAUGUAUGAGUGCUUGGCUCGUUCCAUACUCUCCAAAAAGGACUGGGACGUGGGCAAGGUCUCCCACAACUUCUUAACGAUUAAGUCUCAGCACGAAAAUUGAGCUUAGCUACGAACCACAAAAAAUUCAGCUCUUCAGGGAUCCAUUCAGUUUUGUCAGUAAAACCAUACUUCAAGGACAGCUCAAUCUGCCAGAAAAUUUAUUCGAAUUCAAAAUCAACAAUCCUCAAUAGUCCAGAGAGAAUAGUCCCCACUGUACAUCUUAAUCCAGCAUAAUUUAAUUCAAUCAAUAGUCGACAGGGACCCACACUUUAAGAAUGAGUAGUCAUCGAGGAAUCACACUUAAGAACAUCUAGAGCUGUCUGUCGAUAGGCCACAAGAAACCAGAAUAAUAUUUCAUUUAAGCCUUAUAUGUGCACUCGUAUUGCACGUCUGAUCCAUCCCAAGAGCACGGGACGAACUACGACCUGUAGUUCAGUCGCUUGUUCUUAACAAAAAAUACAGCGCACAAAUAAACACACCGAUCGCAGGCCAUCCCCCCCAAACCCAAACCCAACCCCAACCAACCAAAAAAAAUGCUGAGUCUAAUUCUUUUUAAUUUGUUUAUUUUGUUUUUAAUCUUCUAAUGAAAGGCCUGUAAGUCUAGAGGCCACUUCUGAGCCCCACUUAAAGGCGUCACCGGCAUAGUUCACAAGUCAUACUCGUUGUCUAUGAUAAUGUGCAGAUUGCUGACUACGAUUCGUGGAUUGUGGGGACUCCAGAUUCCAGA
Molecule: messenger RNA, 2275 nt
Organism: Drosophila miranda
Lineage: Eukaryota; Metazoa; Arthropoda; Insecta; Diptera; Drosophilidae
Product: ubiquitin-conjugating enzyme E2-22 kDa-like
Exons: 4
Coding region: 974-1609 (211 amino acids)
Biological process (GO): protein polyubiquitination; proteasome-mediated ubiquitin-dependent protein catabolic process
Cellular component (GO): nucleus
Molecular function (GO): ubiquitin conjugating enzyme activity
Source: RefSeq, a predicted model, not a curated record